CCAAAGGUCAACAAGAUGGCGAACGUCGUAGAACUAGUAGUUGCUUUGUUACAACGUGGAAACAUUUAGAGUACGUAUACGAAACCAUUCAUAUCCGAUACGACUGGCUUUGUUUUUUUUUCAGAUCCGAACGACGAUGGCAACUACGGAUAGCACAAUGAGCGAAGAUGUUAAGAAGUUGAUAGCCCUGUAUGAGCUGACCCCCCACCCUGCGUCCGGCGGCUGGUUCAGGGAGACUUACCGCUCUGACGUCCAGGUGGAGGCUGCGGCGGAAGGAUUUGAUGGAAAGCGCUCCGUCCUCACAAUGAUUUACUACCUCAUGCAAGCCGGAGAGCCCGACCCCUUCCACCGAGUCAAGUCUGACGAAACGUUUGUUCACAAUCUUGGCGGCUGCAUGAAGAUUCACAUGCUUCAUCCGGAUGGCUCGUACAGCUGCAGCAUUCUGGGUAACCCCCUGGAACACCCGGAAGCGCGUCAUCAGGUGGUGGUUCCGCGCAGGGUGUGGUUCGCCCAGGAGGUUGAUGGGUACUGCCUCGCUUCCGUCCUGGUGGCGCCAGGUUUCGACUUUAAAGACUUCAGCCUGGGGAAAAGAGAAGAUCUGAUCAAGGAAUAUCCUGAACACCGUGACGUCAUCGUGAGGUGCACCUCAAGUGACACUUAGACCGUUUGAUGGAAGCCUUUUCUUAGAUUUGAUUUUGCUGUAAGCUAGUUUGUCUAUCAAUCAUUCAUUCAUUCAAUUUUCCCAAUGCUACAUCAGUGAAUAGUUUAAAGGCAUCCAAUGCGAUUUCAGAGCAGCAAAUCUGGAACUCUAAAUAAGGCAAUCUUUGUGGUAUUGACACAUACUGCUUCACAUUAGCACAUUUGAGUCAGUA
This is a messenger RNA of Branchiostoma belcheri (Belcher's lancelet), 872 nucleotides long. RefSeq lists its product as uncharacterized. Lineage: Eukaryota; Metazoa; Chordata; Leptocardii; Amphioxiformes; Branchiostomatidae. The record is from RefSeq and is a predicted model, not a curated record. Bases 137 to 661 code for a protein of 174 amino acids. Gene Ontology annotation, cellular component: intracellular anatomical structure. The transcript has 5 exons.